AUGCUCAACCUGCUGUUGCAAGAGGUGGAGCUGGGACUUGGUGGCCGUCAGGGUACCGAUCCCGUUUGGAGCCAGCGGAGCAGGACGAGCCUCUGGGCCCCACCAACGCUCCUGGAGGUGGCAGGGAAGAACCUGCUGAGGAAUGUCCUUGGCAGCGCUGCUCUGCAGGAGCUGCCCAUGGAGCUCUUCCCGCCGCUGUUCAUGGCAGCCUUUAGCAGGAGGCGCAGAAAGACCCUGAAGGCGAUGGUGCAGGCGUGGCCCUUCGCCUGCCUCCCUCUGGGGGCUCUCAUGAAGGAGCGGAAGUUUCACCGGGAGACCUUCCAAGCCAUGCUUGACGGGCUCGACGUGCUGCUUGCCCAGGACAUUCGCCCCAGAAGAUGGAAACUGCAAGUUCUGGAUUUACGCAAAAAUGCUCAUCAGGACUUCUGGACCGUGUGGUCUGGAACCAGGGUCGGUGCCUGCUCGUUGGUGGACAAUGAGGCCACCCAGCCCCUGAGGAAGAAGCAGAAAGUGGACAGGUCCAGGGCUGGGGUGAGACAGUCGCCGGCCCCCCUGGAGGUGCUUGUCGACCUGUGCCUCAAGGAAGGCAGCCGUGACGAAAUGCUCAGCUGUCUCCUUGAGAAAGCCAAGGAGAGGGAGGGGCUGCUGCACCUGUGCUGUAGGAAGCUGCGGAUCUUCGCGAUGCCCAUGCAGAACAUUAAGACGAUUCUGAAAAUGGUGCGGCUGGACUCUGUCCAGGAUCUGGAGGUGAGCUGCACCUGGAAGCUGUCCACACUGGGCAAGUUUGCUCUGCACCUGGGCCAGAUGAGGAAUCUGCGCCGCCUCCUCGUCUCCCACAUCCACAUGUCUUCCUGCGCGUCCCAGGAGAAGGAGGAGUGGGUCAGCCAGUUCACCUCUCAGUUCCUCAGUCUGCACCACCUCCAGGAGCUCUACUUGGACUCUAUUUCCUUCCUGGAAGGCCGCUUGAACCACAUGCUCAGGUGCCUGAAGAGCCCCUUGGAGACCCUCUCAAUCACUAACUGCCUGCUUUCGGAACUAGACCUGAAGCAUCUAUCCCAGAGCCCCACCAUCUGUCAGCUGAAAGACCUGGGUCUCAGCGGCGUCAACCUGACCAGUGUGAGCAUGCGGUCCCUGCAGGUUCUGCUGGAGCGAACCUCCGCCACCCUCCAGGACCUGGACUUGGAUGAGUGUGGGGUCGUGGACCCCCAGUUCAGUGCCAUCCUGCCUGCUCUGAGCCGCUGCUCCCAGCUCACCACCUUCAGUUUCUGUGGGAACCCCAUCUCCAUGGCCGUCCUCGAGAACCUCCUGUGCCACACCAUCGGGCUGAGCAAGCUCAGCCACGUGCUGUACCCGGCCCCGCUGGAGAGUUACGAAGACGUGCGAGGCACCCUGCACCCGGGGAGGCUCGCCUACCUGCACGCCAAGCUGAAACGGAUGCUGCGGGAGUCGGGGCGGCCCAGCAUGGUCUGGUUCAGCGCCAACCCCUGUCCUCACUGUGGCGACAGGACCUUCUACGACCCAGAACCCAUCCUGUGCUCCUGCUACAUGCCUGUCUAAGGGUCCACACCUCAUUCUGGGCGUGUGCACACCGAAGCUCAGGGUGUAAGGAUCGUGGGGGGACGUGCACCACGGUUUCAGAUCCCUGCUUAGUGUGAGCAGGAAGAAGCAAAGUGGUGGGGGGGGGAGGGGAGGAGAGCAGUUGCUCACUGGGGUUGUUGUUCUGUGGGAGGUGCAACCUACUAGUUGUAAAUGGAGGGGGAUUUGGGCUUGGGAGGUAUAUGUGGGAGUUAUCCCUGUGUGGAUGUUUAUAAAGAAAUGGUCAGAAAUAAAGAAACCUUCACGUUAA
Oryctolagus cuniculus (rabbit) is the source of this 1846-nucleotide messenger RNA. NCBI's taxonomy places the organism in Eukaryota, Metazoa, Chordata, Mammalia, Lagomorpha, Leporidae. The record is from RefSeq and is a predicted model, not a curated record.